AUGAAACCGGAUAACUUUUAUGGGCAAAAAAAUGCUAAGAAAGACGACGAGAAGAAGGACGAAGAGUUUAUAUGCCCUGAAGGUCAAGGUAAUGGUAACUUUGCUGAUCCAGCAACAUGUAGAAGAUUCUACCAGUGUGUUGAUGGAUACCCUUACCUAAAUAGAUGUCCAUCAGGAUUGCACUUUGAUGAUAUUAGUAAAUUUUGCACUUUCAAGAAUGAAGCUCGUUGUGGACCUAUCCCUACAACCCCAGCCCCAGUGACCGAACCACCAACUGAUUUAGCAGAAAGAUGCGAUACUGGCAACUGUCAAUUACCAUAUUGUUUUUGCUCAAGAGAUGGUACAAUAAUCCCUGGUGGCCUGCAACCAGAUGAUACCCCUCAAAUGAUAAUGAUGACAUUCGAUGGAGCAAUAAAUCAUAACAAUUUUGAUCAUUAUCAAAAAAUAUUUGCGACCGACCGAUUGAAUCCAAAUAAUUGUCCAUUGAAAGGAACGUUCUUCAUCUCACAUGAAUAUUGCAAUUAUAAUAUGGUGCAAAGUUUAGCGCACGAUGGACACGAAAUUGCUACUGAAACUAUAUCAUUGCAAAAAGGACUGGAAGAUAAAGGAUACGAAGAAUGGGUUGGAGAAAUGGUAGGAAUGCGAGAGAUACUGAAACACUUUAGCAACAUCUCAAGAAGUGAAAUUGUAGGUAUGAGAGCUCCAUACUUAAAACCAGGGAGAAACACUCAGUAUAAAGUGUUGGAAGAUUUCGGGUACAUAUAUGACAGCAGUAUCGGGAUUUCUCCGUUAAAAGUACCAAUUUGGCCAUAUACCCUUGAUUACAAGAUCCCGCAUGAAUGUAAAGCGGGUACAUGUCCCACUAAAUCAUUCCCAGGUGUAUGGGAACUCCCAUUGAAUGCUCAUUAUGUUGAAAGCUACGAAGGAGGACACUGUCCUUACUUGGAUCAGUGCGUGCUUCACAAUCAUGAUCCAGAAGAAGUCUUUGAGUGGCUACAAGAAGAUUUCAAUCGAUACUACGAGCAAAACAGAGCACCAUACAUGAUGCCUUUCCACACAAAUUGGUUCCAAAUAAAGGAAUUGGAACGAGGUUUAUCGAAGUUCCUGGACUGGGCAGUGACAUUGCCUGAUGUGUACUUUGUAACAGCUACACAAGCACUAACAUGGAUGACUGAUCCAAAACCAAUUAAAUCUCUUAAUAACUUCGAAGGAUGGUCAUGUAAAAAGAAAGAAAAUUUUCCUGGACCACCGUGCAAUAAUGCAAACAAGUGUGCUUUAGAUUUCAAGCCUACAGAAUCUAAUUUUACUACAACCAGGUAUCUAGAAACAUGUAGGGAAUGCCCCAACAAAUAUCCCUGGCUGGGAGAUUCUAAAGGAACUGGACUGUACAAUGAUAAUUAUAAUCCUGAAAAGAAAUAG
Molecule: messenger RNA, 1419 nt
Organism: Dufourea novaeangliae
Lineage: Eukaryota; Metazoa; Arthropoda; Insecta; Hymenoptera; Halictidae
Gene: Cda4
Exons: 9
Coding region: 1-1419 (472 amino acids)
Biological process (GO): carbohydrate metabolic process
Cellular component (GO): extracellular region
Molecular function (GO): chitin binding
Source: RefSeq, a predicted model, not a curated record